Lates calcarifer (barramundi perch) is the source of this 4799-nucleotide messenger RNA. It is a transcript of the gene oprm1, whose product is annotated as opioid receptor, mu 1. The transcript is spliced from 6 exons. Lineage: Eukaryota; Metazoa; Chordata; Actinopteri; Centropomidae. Gene Ontology annotation, cellular component: membrane; neuron projection. Gene Ontology annotation, molecular function: G-protein alpha-subunit binding; morphine receptor activity; G-protein beta-subunit binding. Gene Ontology annotation, biological process: sensory perception of pain; neuropeptide signaling pathway; G protein-coupled opioid receptor signaling pathway. The record is from RefSeq and is a predicted model, not a curated record. Bases 764 to 1930 code for a protein of 388 amino acids.
AAGGAAGGAGAUGAGAAAACAAAAGGAGGACAGAAGGAAGGGAUAAACAGAUGAAAGAAAGGGGGUGCAAGUUCAGGGAAGAAGGAAGGAGGGAAACAAGAAAGGAAAUGUGAGAUAAAAGAGAUGAUGAAAGGACAGAGGGAAGGAGAGGUAGAAAGGAGGUAGAGUAUAGGAGGGGAAACAAGAAAGUAAAGUAAUAAGGAGAGAAAAGGAAGGAAUGAAGGGAUGAACAAAGAUGUGAUGAAAGAAGAAAAAUGACCAAGAAAGGAAGAAAAGAUGGAAAGGAGAAAAUGAAGGGGAGAGAAAAGGAAGGAAAGAAGAAGGAAGAAAUGAAGCAAGAUGACAAAGGGGGGAUGGGAGUGUAGGGAAGAGGGGAGGAAGGUAAAGAGAGAGAAAGGAAGGAGCGUAGGGAGGAAGGAAGAAAGGGAGUGAAGUAAUUAAUUUUCACGCCGUCGCUUCUGUCCCGUGCAGGCUCGCUGUGCCGCUCGAGGGUCGUCAGUAAACUGAGUCUCGCGCAGGGCUGGCGUUAACCCUCACUACAUCACACGCUGACACAUUCUUCAACACGGCGAGAUUUCGCGGUCCGUCCCGCGAUCUGAAACGCAGGUGCUUCUCCGAGCAAACGGCUGACAAGCAAGCACCCGGCGGGGCAUCAACAUCAACAUCACCAUCAUCUUCAGGCACCAUAGUCCGCCGACGGACACCUGAAUAGGGGAGAAGGCAUAAAGACGCGCGCGCGUUUGUCCUACUGCAAGCGAAGACCAUGGAGAGCGCCAGCAACGGCUCGGACGCGGAAUACCGGAGCCGUCUCGCCGCGCUUUACAACAACGGCAGCAGCUUCUGUCGGAACUUCACCGACGGUAACAACAGCGCGAGCUACGCGGAGGUGCGGUGCGACGGGGACCAAGGAGUGAUCGGCAGCAUGGACGACGACGCCAACCCGGUUAUCAUAGCGAUUGUUAUCACCGCUCUCUACUCCAUAGUGUGCGUGGUGGGGCUGGUUGGAAACGUCCUGGUCAUGUACAUCAUCGUCAGGUACACUAAAAUGAAGACAGCUACCAACAUCUACAUUUUUAACCUUGCCCUGGCUGACGCCCUGGUCACUAGCACACUGCCGUUCCAAAGCGUCAACUACCUGAUGGGGACCUGGCCGUUUGGGGACAUACUGUGUAAGAUGGUGAUGUCCAUUGACUACUACAACAUGUUCACCUCCAUCUUCACACUCACCACCAUGAGCAUCGACCGCUACGUCGCCGUGUGCCACCCAGUCAAAGCGCUUGACUUCAGGACACCACGCAACGCCAAGAUCGUCAAUGUCUGCAACUGGAUCCUCUCUUCGGCCAUCGGGUUGCCUGUUAUGUUCAUGGCCUCCACCGCUGUCACUUCUAAUAGUAUUGUCGACUGCAAGCUAAUUUUCCCCCACCCCUCCUGGUACUGGGACACCCUGCUGAAGAUCUGUGUGUUCAUCUUUGCCUUCAUCAUGCCCGUGCUCAUCAUCACCGUCUGCUACGGCCUCAUGAUCCUGCGGCUCAAGAGCGUGCGCAUGCUGUCGGGCUCCCAGGAGAAGGACAGGAACCUGCGCCGCAUCACCCGCAUGGUCCUGGUGGUGGUCGCCGUCUUCAUCGUCUGCUGGACGCCCAUUCACAUCUUUGUUAUCAUCACGGCUCUGAUCAACAUCCCCAGCUCCACGCUGCAGACUAUCACCUGGCAUUUCUGCAUUGCGCUGGGUUACACCAACAGUAGUCUGAACCCAGUUCUCUAUGGCUACCUGGAUGAGAACUUCAAGCGUUGUUUCCGUGAGUUCUGUACCCCAAGUCCCUCUGUGCUGGAGAUGCAGAACUCGUCCCGGACCGGAGCCACUAGCCGCAAGCUCCCACAGCGCGAACACAACAGUGGAAACACAGGAGAAAGAUCUAAUCAACAGGUAUGACUAGCCUUGGAGGGGUCGUCGGUGGACUCUCGCUGUUGUGGCGGCGUUGCCAACGACGAUCUCAACUCUGAGGUCACGCAGGUCACCACAGGGCUCUGACCACACAUACAUGCACACACACACACAAACCACGCAUCACACAAACAACCCAGGACAUGGCUCAGACUCUAUAGCACAGACCAUUUUGACAGUGUGUUGCAAGCUUAACUAUAGCGCUCUAUCAGGUCAGGUCAUUUACCUCCCAACCAGCCUAACUGUUACUAACUGCAUGGCUGUGCAAGGCUUUACAGAAAUGGACACACGGGUUAGACUAGAAGUUAGACUAAACAGAAACAAAGAAUCAUUACUAUACCUUAUCCUCCCAAUUGAAGAAGUAGCAUUAAUGCACUAAAUUGUGCAUUAAUGCUACUAAAACUAAAGUUUUCAGAGUAAGUAAGUUUUCAUUAUUAUUACUAUCAUUACAGUGUAGACUAUACAGACAGAAUAAUAUGUACAAUUAACACAGACAGAUGUUUAAACAGAUCUAUAAAAGCCACUAAUAUGUUUAAUAUAUUGUUCUGCCUUUACUGCCUCAUUGAUCUAAGCCUCCUGUCCUAACCCUCAUCUUAUCACAAAUUCGGUUGUAAAAAAACUAAAAAGAUCAAUUAAUUGUUCCAUGUUUGCUGAUUUCAUAUGCUUCCAUGCCAGUCUGUCACUCUUCCUCCUCUUCUCCUCUGCUUUCUUUUUUUUUUUUAAAUUGUUUGCAUGUAAGAGGGCAGUGUUAAGUUGUAGGAAAUGUGGAUUUUGGACUUGUGUUACUGAAAGCUCAAAGGCUGUGCAGCCCUCUCACCACAUGAAGACACUUCUGGACAAGAGGUGUUCUAUAAAGUCAUUCACGGCACCAGCUGUGCUUUUCAUCCCCUGUCCGUCUUAAUCUUAUUAACACUGUUCUCCACUGAUUGAUUGGGAUAGCACCAUGCUGGUUUUGGCCACUUCAGGAAGAUUGACCGGUGUUCAACUGUGCUCUCUCUUCUCGACCUGCCUAACUCUUCGUUGUCAUUAAUUACUCUCUCUGACUUCAUCCUUUCCUUUCCUUUCCAUUCUAUUUUGCCUCUGUAAAGACAUUUCCUACCCUGUUGCUGGACCAUUACAUAAACAUACAGUAGAGCACUGUAUGUUCUCUCUGCUGACAAUUUUCUGAAUGUACAGAAGAAAAACUAGUUGUGUUUUUCAGUCUGGGUCAUUGUGCUGAAGUGCAGGACCUCCAAACCAGCAAAGAAGACACAUCAGCCUGUUUGCACAGCGCACAGAGCAUGCUGUUGCGGCAUACGAACAUAAUGGCACAACCAGUGUAUGAUUAACAACAGCUUAACAGCCAUUACACCAGGUAUGGGCUUAAAUGGAGUCACCUCUCCGCUCAAGUACUUAACAAGUAAGCCAAGCAGGAUUGUACAUCUGUUGUAAUCUUUAGAAUUGCUUGUGCUUACGUGUUGUGCUGUAUGCUACACUUGCCAGUUGCCUUUCUAGUAGCUGUACUCGAUAUUCUGUGUACCAGUAUUUUUUUUUUUCUAAAGAUCUGUAAAGAUGAAAAUGAUUGUAUUAAUCUCCCAUGUAAAAUACUGUAAGUAUUGUGUUGCUUUUUUAUGAACAUGACAUCAUGAAAUUGUCAGAAAAUGAUUUCCGAUGAUGAUGGUGGACCAGCACGUCAUUGUGCUUCUAAAUAUAAAUUUUAUCACACUGAAUCUGCCUUGUUUACUGAAGAGGUGUAUAUUAAUCAGAAAACUGUGUGUAAAACCUUAAAUUGUGGGUCUGAAAAUGUGUACAGAGUUCAACUUAAUAGACUAUUUCACAUAUUUAGUUUUUUGUCAUUUUGUUUUUUUGACUGAAAAUUGAUCUAGAAUGAUGUUAUGCCAUACAUGCAGUCAGUCCAUCUUCAUCACAAAAAAAUAUAAAGUAGCCUAUUAUUAUUCUUGGUCAGACCACCGGCUACAAAGGCAGGGAAAAAAGUAAAAUGUGGUCAAAUCAUCAGAUUUGUCUGUAUGGGCCAUCAGUGUGCAGCAUGCUGCAUUUCAUGCACAAAGUGUUUACUGUGACAAAAUGUAUAGUAUAUUUAUAAGUCAGAAAACACAUCAUGUGAACAAAUACAGUAAAUGCUGAGGAACCAAAUGUCAUCUGCCAUGCUAUGGAAUGAAUUUGAGGCAUUCUGAAGUAUUUUUUGUCCUUCAGUAUGUACAGGUGAAGACCUUUAAAUGUAGUGAGUAUUGUAAGUUUUUCAGUAUAUGGCACCUUCUGGGACACAUGAGUGCAGGCACAAUUAUGUGAUGUGUCUGUAUCAAGUGGUAUUAAAACAAUAUUCUCCAUUUUCUUUCCAAAAUUUGAAGCUGUAGGCUACAUCAACUCAACUUACAAAGUUAUCAGCUUUAUGUAGCAGUGAGUGAAUACAGCUACAGCAGGCCCAGAAGUGAAAACAUGUCAGCCAAUCACUACCUGCAACAUACAUUGUCUACCACAAAAGGUGACAUUGGUAUUAAUGUAAUAUAUUUUUGCUGCAGGCCACACUUGGUGCACCAUACAGAAUAAACUCUUGAAGGUAAAUUUAAAUAAAAUGAAUCUGAUGCAUCGCCAUUAUAGUCUCUUUAUUUCGAUCAUUUGCUCAUUUACAUGAUUUACAACUCAAUUAUGACUUAACUUGUGUUUUAGUCUUGAAAUGGCAUUUCUUUUAAUCUAAUGUACAGACGAUAAUUUCUUUAUGAAGGAAAAGCUGUAACACAGUACAUAUAAUUUUACUGUUCAGUGCGUCAUCAGUGCUUUGUCUAUGGGAUGAAAUGUAAUUCUAAAUAUCACUGAAUGCCUUUUUCUUGCAUCUGAAUAAAGCAUCUUCUGCACUGUG